AUGGCAGCAACAGCAUGGGGUUGGGCCGACGCUGGGCUCACAAUCUACUCGCUUCUCUCUAGCUGGUUCCCGGGUAGUGCUGGCGGAGCAGCGUCCACUGUGCGCAUCUACGCUGGAAUCAAUGACGCUGGCACCUCACAAGGCAAGGAUGGCGUGAUAAAGAAUAUUCAGUUGUACGACAUCAAUCAAUCGCUGAUUGGGAAUGGCGGUGCAAAUCAAGGUUGGAUCGGUAGUGGGCUUUACAAAGAUUACCGCAUCUCUCAGGUCGACAACCGACAAGCGACUUUCGCUCAAAUAUUCGCCACCAAUGAUGCCAUAUGUAUUCCAGUCGCAACUAUUACCUGGCCUGAUGGAACACCUAGUGCAUGGAUAGGCGACUUCGGGUGGCACUGUGGCCUGGAGUGGCACUAUGGCAAAGUGUGGAUCAGUGGGAAAACUCCAAGGUGCACCUGGAUUGACGCUGAUCACACAAACAAUAUUCGCGCCACGAUGCUUAUGAUUGGGUGGCCAUAUAAUGACCCUGAAAAGUCCGGCAGCCCAUCAUGUGGUUAUCCUGCCUUCCGCGCUUACAACGGCGGCAGUGGCAUCGUCAAAAGAGAGGGCCCGGUCGUCGGCCCUCGCAAGAAGGACCCUCGCUUGAUUAUCAGCUCUAUUCCUUCCCACAAUGCCACCGAGCUCUGCCUGAGUGAGACUUCGCGUGGUCCUGACCUGGUCUCGCUGGAAGAAGGCGUUUACUGCAACAUGGAAACACGUGAACUGCUUCCAUUGUGUGGUGGUGAUAUCAUCACGGACUGCUACGACGUAACUGAUAAACUUAGCCACAAGGGCUAG
Molecule: messenger RNA, 831 nt
Organism: Colletotrichum truncatum
Lineage: Eukaryota; Fungi; Ascomycota; Sordariomycetes; Glomerellales; Glomerellaceae
Source: RefSeq, a predicted model, not a curated record